AUCCAUGCUCCUGGGCCUAAUGAUUUGCUUCCAAGGUCCUAGUAAGUUUAUCAACUAUGGGAGGCUAACAUUAGAAUAUCCUUAUGCCAAGGUCAAGAGGGGAAACCGGUAUUGCACAGGGUAUUUCUCAGGAGAAGAAACCCUCUCUUGGUUAGUGUUUCAACGAUACUUGCAAUGACAUUCAAGCAACAUAUCCACAAAUCGAGCUGGUAUGAACCUGACUGUCAACUAGCGUCUAUUGGGCCUCGAGAGUUUGAUGCAGCUCAACUGCAUAUGACGCAGUGUUUUCAGUCACGCGCAUAUCCAACGUGGAAAAUGGUGUACAAAUUUGCUCUUGAAAGUGAGCCUAUGAGCUUUUAAAGGCUCAUAAAUGCCACGCUGAUGUGCCAUUGGCUUGUCGAAUAUUACAAUGCGCUGUCAUACUUGGUACAAGUAUGAUCUCCUGGCAUGGAUGAAUUCGGGUUAUCAAUUCAACUUCAUGACCCCAUUCAUGCCUCCACCUCAAACGGUUUAACCACAAACCUCUGUACAUUUUUGAGCUGUUCGACCCUCGCACCAUUUCUCAUGUAGGCUGGGAUCUAGACAUUUCUCUAACCCUGGUAAAGUGUGCCAACAGCCACAUUCAAAUAAGACACAUUGGGGCUAAAACAUCAAGGACAAAGGAUCAACACAGUCAGAUAUAAACAGCAAAGGCGGUUUCACACAAUUGUUUUCAUCCAGUCAGAAGCUCUGCUCUAGCCAACUUGCACUAACUUUGACUUGCUGCGACACUUCUCCCUUGAAGCGAGGCGUUCGAGGCGCCAACGAUCAUCCACAGCUACAAUUAAGUCUCAACAGUCACCCACCUUUAACACGUUCACCAUUCACAGUCGAUCUUGGGCCGAAGGAGUGGGAUUUCCCUUUAACGUUUCCCAACUUCAUUGGCUUUUGUAAAUAUUCCUCGUCCCACAAAGGGACUGACAACUGGUGUGCACCCGCUUCAUUACGUACUCUACACCAUGGUCUUGUCCCAAAUGAUCGCCAGAGACACGCUAGGUGGUCCUGCAGGAGCGCAGGUACUGGCUAUGCCACUCUGGAAUGUGAACGCGCCUCACAACCUCGAUUUCAUCCCACCAUCGCGACCCCACGGGUCCCUUGGUGUGUCUGCGAGCCCCUCAUGCUCAUGAGCCAUCAUCCGAGACCUAUGCGAUCAACCGUGGGCUGACCAGGGUUGGCAUGCCGGGCCUUUUCGUUCAUAGUCGACCUGAUAUCCAUAUAUAGAUGCACCAACUUAUAACAAGUCCGUCUUUCCCAUCAAAGACAAAGGAGUUCCCCUCACCAACACACCCUCUCAACCCAACUCUUUGUGCCUCUUCUUUUACUGUGUCCAAAGCACAACCACACAAUCUACUACCAACUCAAGUUGCCAUCAUGGAGCCAGAGACAGUAGCCACCUCCUUUGAGAAAGAUGCUUGCAAGACAAAGGACAAUGCCCCCAAGGGCAAGACUCGAAGUAGUUCUCUUUUAACAAUCAGCUCGGGCUUCACCUUUCUGGCUGCUCUCCCUGGAGGAUCAAGCUCUUCGUCGUCUUUCAGAUCAUCAUCUUUUCGAUAAAUACCCAACAUCAUCUCUUACUUUGUUCGAUCUGUCCCUCAUUUGCACACUCUUUUGUUUAAUUGUUUAUCAUAGCUUACACUCUGCCGGGCCAGCUGUUUCUUUCUACAUUCCUUCUCAACGUUUUAACUCAACCCGUUUCUCUUCUUUGUUAUACCACAUACAAAAUGCUGGAGCUCAGGUCAUUUAGUCCUGUACGCCGCAGUCUUGACUUUACGCCAUUUUGUUCAGAGAUGGAAUUACCAAGCAAUUUUUACGAGUACCACUUCAGACGUCUUGGUGCUGAGAUCUGUACUAUUGUGUUAUCAGCAUUCUCCCCCAAAGAGGAACACCAGGCUCCUCGAACGUCCCCGUGGCUAAGAGACUAUCCGGAAGAAUUCAUCAGAUAUGUUGAGCUUGUAGCUCAUAUGGACGCACGCGCAGGGAAAUGGGAGAGGCUCCUUCGUGAUAGGGGUGAGAGGACGAACCUUCUUCAAGCUAUCAUUUUCAAGGCUCUUGACAAUCGAGUCUUUUCACGGCUGUUGUUUGGAGCCAGUUCCAAGCAUGAUGAGACAUUACAUAAUUCCGAUAUUGCACUCAUCAAUGAAGAAGGUUUCCAACGUAGCGAACUCCGAGCUCAUACCAAUAGACUUUGGCUUAAAGCGAGCAGAGGGGAGCCCGACUUGUUUUGGAGACAGGUCGACAAGCUAGCCACCGAGGUUUACCUUCUGUUACUCCCCGUCUACGAGUUCACGGUCAGUUUUGAUGGCUAUGAACCUAUUUCCAAAACGAAGUUGUAUCAGCUACUGCACGAUGUUAUUUCAUACGCAGGUUGGCUCAGCGUAGGACUUCGCAUGUCAUCAGCCAUCUUCUCAUUCAACUGGCUCAUACCUGGUGAGCUGUACGCACUGAACCAAGUGAGCACCUGUCAACAGGCGUACCAGGCUUCAAAAGAGGCAGCUCAGCAGCAUGAUAUGCGGUUACAAGAGCAGAGACCUGAAAGAGAGAAAAUGAGCUCCAUGGCUAGAGUCAAGAUAUCGGUCAUUCCAGAGAUCAUUCAAUACCGGCCAUAUCCCAAGGACUCGAAUGUCGAGGGCAUUGACUCUUACAAAAUGAUGGAGCCGCAUGCGGUACAUUAUCAAGGAUUGCUAGAAGAACACGAUGAGAACAGGGUAUUCAUCAGCUUGCCAGACUACAUCAAGAAGCUACGGGAUAGAAAUUGCGCACCACGCAACGCUGCCCUGGUCAUAAUGGUCACUAUGUUGAUCUGUUUGUGGGUUCUUUAUACCACCUCGGGGCAACAAACCUGGCAGAAAGCCAAGGGAUGGGUGAUUCCGGCGCCUGCCAAGCUUAGGAAACCAUUCUGGAGACUAUGGUAGUGUAUCUACCUGAUAUAUGUAGUUGUGACUAGGUGGGGGUUGUUAUGUCUGUUGUUGCACUUGGAUUUUGGAGUUUAUAAAGGUUACAUCGGAACAAUACAAUGCGACGGUAUUUAGUUUUCUUUUUGGCAAUUCCGAGAGGAAUACCACUCCUCGAUCCAAUCUGUAAAGUUUUUAAGAUAACCAUGGGAAUGUCAUGGAUAUUAAAGUGUUUGACGGUUUACUUCAGGGUAGUUCUGGGCCAAAGUCAACAGCUUGUAGAUGCUCUUUUCGCUCCGGCACCACAACAGCGGAUC
Fusarium verticillioides 7600 is the source of this 3247-nucleotide messenger RNA. RefSeq lists its product as hypothetical. The coding region runs from base 1761 to 2951 and encodes 396 amino acids. The transcript is spliced from 2 exons. The record is from RefSeq and is a predicted model, not a curated record. NCBI's taxonomy places the organism in Eukaryota, Fungi, Ascomycota, Sordariomycetes, Hypocreales, Nectriaceae.